Molecule: messenger RNA, 204 nt
Organism: Anisakis simplex (herring worm)
Lineage: Eukaryota; Metazoa; Nematoda; Chromadorea; Rhabditida; Anisakidae
Source: the annotation of a GenBank genome assembly
AUGACUGCACUAGCUUCAUUGUAUUUAGCAAUUGGUAAACUCGAAGCGUGCAACACUCAAUGUCAACUGAUUCUUAGCAUUGAUCGACAUAAUGAUGAGGCUACUUUGAUGAUGGCAGAUUUGUUGUAUCAGUCGAAUGAGGCCGAUAAAGCAACUGUACACUUCACGCAAUUAUUGGAUCGCAAUCCAAGUGAGUGCUGCUAA